Molecule: messenger RNA, 744 nt
Organism: Engraulis encrasicolus (European anchovy)
Lineage: Eukaryota; Metazoa; Chordata; Actinopteri; Clupeiformes; Engraulidae
Product: GTPase IMAP family member 4-like
Exons: 5
Coding region: 1-744 (247 amino acids)
Molecular function (GO): GTP binding
Source: RefSeq, a predicted model, not a curated record
AUGGCGAGCAGGACACCUCUUAGUGAGACAACUCACCCUGUCAGCAGCAAGUCUGACCUGCGGCUCCUUCUGCUGGGUCCCAGAAAUGUGGGCAAGAGUACCCUUGGCAACCGUAUCCUGGGAGGCGCUGAGUUCGACACCUCGGUCACCACGGCCGUGUGUGAGAAGAGGGACGGGAUGGUAGCAGGCAGACAGGUCACGGUGGUGGACACCCCCGGCUGGCUGGUGCCGCUGACCCCUGACGUCUCCCCGGAGCUGUUGAAGCGGGAGGUGGUGUACAGCGCCUGCCUGUGUCCGCCCGGCCCCCACUGUGCUCUCCUGGUGCUGUGGACCGACAUGCUGUUCAGCGUGGAGGUCGUGGGCUCCAUCCUGCAACACCUGGACCUGCUCAGCGAAAGCCUGUUCGAGCACCUCCUGGUGGUGUUCAGCAGGGGGGAGCAGCUGGGGGGCAGGAGCAUCGAGGAGCAUGUGGAGGAGUCAGGGGAGGUGCUGCAGUUCCUCCUGGAGGAGUGCAGUCACAGGUACCAUGUGGUGAGCAGUGCGGACAGCCAGGGUGCGGAGAUCCCUGAACUGCUGCGGAAGAUAGACGCAAUGGUGAGGGGACACGGGGGCCAACAUUAUGAGAUGGACCCAGAGAUACAGCACGCGGUUGCAGAGAGGAGGAAAGGAGAAGAGGAGAACGCUAAAGCAAGAGCAAUGACGGUGCAGAAACAGAGAGAGACGCUGAGAUCACAGAUUGGGUAA